This is a messenger RNA of Xyrauchen texanus (razorback sucker), 427 nucleotides long. Its product is annotated as coiled-coil domain-containing protein 106-like. NCBI's taxonomy places the organism in Eukaryota, Metazoa, Chordata, Actinopteri, Cypriniformes, Catostomidae. The coding region runs from base 5 to 424 and encodes 139 amino acids. The record is from RefSeq and is a predicted model, not a curated record. Gene Ontology annotation, cellular component: nucleoplasm. The transcript is spliced from 2 exons.
AGGGAUGAAGAAGAAGUCAAAGAAGAUAAUGAAGAAGAUGAAGAGGAAGAAACGCAUGAGGGGGACAGAAAGCAAGAGAAACACAAGGAGCUGUGUUUCAAGAGCACGUGGUCCAGCAGAAGUCAUAGAACGCUACGCUAAAGUCCUGAGGACCUACAAAAAAAAGAAGUCAAUCACUGCUGCAUGCAGAAAGGUGGGAGUGGACCGCAACACUAUCAGCUUAAAUGCGCCCAUUGCUGAGCUUGCCAUCGCUGCCCCAGAGAAAUAUGCUGAGCUAAGCAAACAACAUACCAGAAAGGACAAGCUUGGAGAUUUCGCUGGUAAAUGUCUGGAUGUCAUUGUUACCAGUACGGACAUCGAGGACAAGGUCCAGGCCCUGAAGAGAUCAGGGAAACUACUCCCUCUUGGGAAGGGCAAUUUUUAAGUG